Molecule: messenger RNA, 255 nt
Organism: Arabis nemorensis
Lineage: Eukaryota; Viridiplantae; Streptophyta; Magnoliopsida; Brassicales; Brassicaceae
Source: the annotation of a GenBank genome assembly
AUGGUCUCCGCCAGUUAUGAGAUGUCAUUAUGCAAUCUUGCAUUCCUUUCUUUCCGUAGGUUGCAAAUGAAAGAUCGGACCACAUACUUCUUGAGUUUGGAAGGAGUUGAAGGAGACUGCGUUGAUAACUAUGGAAUGAGAGAAUUCCAAUCAUGGAAGAUCAUAGGCAUUGUGUGGAACCGGUACAUAGCCUUGUCCCAUAAUUUCAAUGAGAACUCAAAUGACGGAAAAGAUGUUCCUUUGUUUCCAACAUAA